AUGAAUCCCGCCCAGGGCCAGCAAGGCCAGCCGCAAGGCCAGCCUGGCGCGGCUCCACAGCAGCAGCAGCAGCAACAGCCGCAGCGGCCCGCCAUGUAUCAACCGCAGCAGAUCAGGAAUCUGCCCAUGCUGAGCGAGGACGAGAAGAACAAAUACGAGCAAGGCCUGAGGGGGCUGUGGAACAAGGCCAACAGCUCCCCGGCCGGGAGCGCCGACCAGAACGCCGCCAGGAUGAAGAUCAUCGAGUUCUCCCGGAUGCUGAUAUCGAAGAUCCAGCAGCGUCGCCAGGCUCAGCAGCACCAGCAGCAGCAACACAUGGCCCAGCCGGGCCAGCAGCAGCAGCAACCGGGCCAAACACCUGUCCGGCCGCCGUCGGCGCCGCAGCAGCCACAACAGCAGCAGCAGCAGCCGCGUCCCCAGCCGCCACAGGUACAGCCAGCCCAACAGCAACAGGCACAAGCACAGGCUCAGGCCCAGGCCCAGGCGCAGUCCCAAGCCCAGCAGCAGCAGCAAGUGAAACAGGAUCAGUCUGCGGCGGCGAAUGCCAACGCUGGCCAGAGCGGAGGCACCGCGGCCGCGGCUCCCACCCCGGCGCAGGCUGCAGCUGCCCCUGCGAAUGCCGCCCCGGCCCCCGCGCAGCGAUUAAAGUUUCCCGACCACAUUUUGCAACACAUGAAUAAGCUAAACAUCCGAACGCCGCCAAGCUUGGCAGGGAAGUCGCCGGCAGACAUAGCCAAGUGGACAGAGGAAAUGAAGGAGAGAUACGGACGAGCGCUGUGGACCAUGGAGAGCGGUAAAACCAAAAUGGGCCAAAUCGAGAAGCAUAUCAAGGAUAGAGCCGCCUCGAACAACCCUCUGAAGGAGGAGGAGGUCCGGCAGCUGCAGCAGCGCAAGGAGCAGCAGGCCAAGCUCUAUACGGAUGCACUCAAGUGGGUGGACAGCUUCAGGAAAUCUCAAGAGGCUCUCCAGGCCAAUGCCCAAGGAGGCCAGAGCGGUGCUGCGGGAGCUGCCGCGGUUCCUGCCGGACAACAAGGGGUCGCCGCCCAGGCUACGCCGACAGGUGCAGCCCCAAACAGGCCCCAGCCGCCGCACCAAGGAUCCGCUGGGACGCCCGCGAAUGCCGCGCUCGAGGCAGCGAAGAAUCAACAACAGAUGAAUGCCGCAAACCGAGCCUCUCCAGCCAACGGAGCUCCCGCGCCACCGCAGGCGCAGGGCCAGCCCCGGCCCGCGCCCCCAAAUGCUGCCCAGCCUGCCCAGCAGCAGCAGCAGCAGCAAGGUCAACCGCAGGCACAGAAGACGGAGCAGGCGCACCCGCCUCCCGUGAACACUGCCCUGGCGUCGACGAUGGCUGCGCAGGCGCAAGCGCAGGCACAGGCACAGGCGCAGGCGCAAACGCCCGGGUCGCAGCCGCAAGGAGCUACGCGAGUUCAGACGCCGCAGUCGUCGACACCAGUCACGGCCGCCGGGCCGACGCGAGCGCUCAGUCACUCUGCCGCCAUGUCGCUCGCAAACCAGAGAGCCGCCGGAGGCACUCCGGGCAGCGCGCCUGUUCAAGGCCAGCAGCAGCAGCAGCCUGGAGUCGGCACGCCGACCUCCGGGACUGGACCUAUGAAUGCCAGCGCCGUGCAGCAACAAGGCCACCCCCACGCACACCCAACGCAACAGGCAGGCAUCCAAGCCAAGAUGCCGAUCCCCAAGCAGCUCCCCGAGAAGGCCACGGCCGUUCCCCAGGGCGUGACCCUGGGAGGCGGAGUCAGCGCGGGGCGACCUACCAUGUCGCAGGGAACGGGCACGCUCGGCGGCGUGAUGAACCAGCCGCCCGUGGCUCGCGUCCCGGCCUACAACCACGACGCCGAAGGCGAUCACGUCCUCAGCAAGAAGAAGCUCGACGAGCUGGUCCGACAGGUUUGCGGGGGAACGGGCGAGGGCCAAGAGGGCAACCUCUUGUCUCCGGAUGUUGAAGAGAACAUCCUCAACAUGGCCGACUCGUUCGUGGACAACGUGCUCCACUCGGCCUGCCGCAACGCCAAAGAGCGCGGCUCCAAAGUGCUGGAGAUUCGCGACAUCCAGCUGAUCCUGGAGCGCACGUACAACAUCCGUGUCCCGGGCUACUCUUCGGAUGAGCUUCGCACGGUGCGCAAGGUGCAGCCGUCGCCAGGCUGGAUUGCAAAGAUGAGCGCCGUGCAGGCGGCUAAGGUGAUGCCGGGCAAGGGAGAGCUCUAA
This is a messenger RNA of Purpureocillium lilacinum, 2223 nucleotides long. Its product is annotated as transcription initiation factor TFIID subunit 12. Gene Ontology annotation, cellular component: transcription factor TFIID complex; SAGA complex; SLIK (SAGA-like) complex. Gene Ontology annotation, biological process: RNA polymerase II preinitiation complex assembly; DNA-templated transcription initiation. Gene Ontology annotation, molecular function: DNA binding; TBP-class protein binding; protein heterodimerization activity. Lineage: Eukaryota; Fungi; Ascomycota; Sordariomycetes; Hypocreales; Ophiocordycipitaceae. The record is from RefSeq and is a predicted model, not a curated record.